Chlamydomonas reinhardtii is the source of this 1842-nucleotide messenger RNA. RefSeq lists its product as uncharacterized. Gene Ontology annotation, biological process: RNA processing. The record is from RefSeq and is a predicted model, not a curated record. Lineage: Eukaryota; Viridiplantae; Chlorophyta; Chlorophyceae; Chlamydomonadales; Chlamydomonadaceae. Gene Ontology annotation, molecular function: RNA-3'-phosphate cyclase activity. Gene Ontology annotation, cellular component: nucleus. The transcript has 9 exons. The coding region runs from base 143 to 1504 and encodes 453 amino acids.
ACGCACUUGAUAUACUCGCUUGGACGUGCACUGUAUUUACAGAAAACAUAGCGUCAGCGUGCAAACUGGCGAGCGAGUGAUCAACUCAGCAAGUCUUAACCGUAAUCGUAUGCCUUAUUUGUGUAAGCAUCAGUAACCAACAAUGCCACCAGGCGUGAAGAUGAUUGACGGCAGCAUGCUGGAGGGCGGCGGCCAGAUCCUGCGCUACUCCGCCGCCCUGUGCGCCAUCACCGGCCAGGCGGUGGGCGUGGAGCGGGUGCGCGCCAAGCGGACGCGGCCGGGGCUGCAGCCGCAGCACCUGACCUCACUGAGGCUGGUGGAGGAGCUGUGCGAGGGCAGCCUGGAGGGUGAGGGGGAGGGGGCGGAAACGGGCAGCCUGGAGGGCGGGGCGGUGGGCAGCAGCCACGUGGUGCUGCGGCCGGGGGCGCCGCGCUGCGGGCGCUACGUGGCGGACACCAAGACCGCGGGCAGCUGCACACUCAUGGUGCAGGCGGCCAUGCCCGUGUGCGUCUUCGCGCAGCCGCCACCUCCGGAGGCCUCGUCCUCCGCCUCCGCCUCCUCCCCAGUCAGCACCCACCUGGAGCUGCGCGGCGGCACGGACGCGGACCUGGCGCCCCCCGCCGGCUACCUGCGUGAGGUGCUGGUGCCGCUGCUGGGGCGGCUGUACGGCGGACUGAUGGGCGGCCUGGCGGUGGAGACGGUGCGGCGCGGCUUCUACCCGCGCGGCGGCGGCGUGGUGACAGCUGUCAUACCCGCCCUGCCCCCCGGCGUGCCGUUGCCCGCCUUCGACCUCACACGCCGCGGCAACAUCACGCAGGUGACGGUCAAGUCCUUCAGUGCGGGCCGCGUCCCCGUCACCGUGGCGAGCCGGCUGGCGGCGGCGGCGGAGGCGGCACUGCGGCGCACUCUGCGCAAGCUGCCCAACGGCGCGGUGGGGGUGCCGCCCAUCCUUGUGGAGGCGACUGUGGAGACGGCGGAGGCCGCGUUCGGUGACGGCUGCGGCGUGCUGGUGUAUGCGGACACCGACACAGGCUGCCGGCUAGGCGCCAGUGCCAAGGGCGAGCGGGGUGUGCCGGCGGAGGAGGUGGGCGAGCGCGCGGCGGCGGAGCUGGCGGAGGCGCUGGAGGCGGGGGCCUGCGUGGACCAGUGGAUGCAGGACCAGCUGAUCAUCUGGAUGGCCCUGGGCAGUGGCGUGUCCCGCCUGGUGUGUGCCGAGCCCACGCUGCACACCCGCACCGCCAUGGUGGUGGCGGAGCAGCUGCUGCCCGGGGUCAAGUUCACGCUGACUCGGCCGGCGGGGGCGGCGGGGACGAGUGGGGAGGAGGGAAGGAGGGGGACGAGCGGGGCGGAGGAGGAGGAGAAGGGGCGAGGGAAGAAGCAGGAGGGUGGCGGUGGCGGAGCCGGGCAAGGGCUGUGGCUGAUCGAGUGCCAAGGCGCGGGCUGGACGGUGGGGAGGACGCUAGAGACGCCUGAAGGGAAAGCGGGAGGUUCAGCCGAGCGAUGAGGGGUUGGGGGCGCCGGGAGGUUGUGGGUCUCGCGUGCAGGUGUCGGUUUACGGGGUCGGGUCUUUUCUUGGACCGGGCAGUUGCGUCUGAUUGUGUGUCGGUGGCGCCGCGCGUCUGACGCGCUUCAACCGCAGGCGAUUUAUGCUGACCGUGUUAGAAGACUGCAAAACUUUAAAUCAAUUGCUUGGGCAGCGGACUGGUCGGGCCAGAACGCGCCUGUGCUGGCGUGCUGUGCCGGGCACCCCCGCGCGUUUCAUGCUGGUGAACCGAGUUCGCCCCAAGGCAGCUUGUUUGCACAUACUUUGCCUUCUGUCAACAUCGCUUUUCCCCUAUGGCA